Neurospora tetraspora is the source of this 2278-nucleotide messenger RNA. RefSeq lists its product as uncharacterized. Gene Ontology annotation, molecular function: ubiquitin protein ligase binding; protein-macromolecule adaptor activity. Gene Ontology annotation, biological process: ubiquitin-dependent endocytosis. The coding region runs from base 279 to 2057 and encodes 592 amino acids. Gene Ontology annotation, cellular component: cytoplasm; cytosol. NCBI's taxonomy places the organism in Eukaryota, Fungi, Ascomycota, Sordariomycetes, Sordariales, Sordariaceae. The record is from RefSeq and is a predicted model, not a curated record. The transcript is spliced from 2 exons.
CCUAAACAUCUGGGGCGGAUCACGAAAUUGUUACCAAGCACUUAUAACGGCAAAUCCUCCGAUCAUUCAGUGAGGGUCUUCCCCGUCAACAAGUAAACAAACCAGGCUUUGAAAUUUUCGGUACAAGAGGUCGUCAUCUUGUCUUCAUCUAUAUAAUUCCUCCUAAGGUUCGAGGAAACCGAAUAUAAGAGUUCUUUUCCAUUAUCUUGUUGACUUAUACCCGGGCUCUUCCUUGGCAACGACAGCAUCAAAACACAUAACGAUAAUCAACCGCAGCCAUGUCGAUAAGGAUAGCUCUCGAAAACCCUCCCGAAUUCUACACAAACCUGGACAUCAUCCGCGGCCAGGUCGUCCUCACUCUCAGUCGUCCAGAGCAGAUUGGUGGCAUCAUCGUCAAGCUUGAGGGUGAAGCCAAGUCGGCCUUGGGAGUACCCGCCGAUGGCUCAGGGACGGGCAUCGCUCAGAAGGAGCGCACUCCAACGGGGGAUGUUAUCUACGAGAACCACAAGAUCCUAUACAAAGUCACCCAGGCCUUCCCCCCCGACGAGAAGAGCAACGCGUUGCAACAGCCCUAUGUCCUAGCCGCCGGCCAACACAGAUUCCCUUUCCAGUUCAAGGUUCCCUUCAACAAUGCUUGCGGUGACCCUGUCGCCAUGGCCAAACUCGGAGGCCUCUCCGGUGCUGGUGGAAUAGCGUCAGGUGCUGGCUUGUUCGGUCUCGGUGGCAUUCGUGUUAUGGACGGCACCAAGCAGCUGAUGUACUCCCAUGUCACAAAGACGCUCCCACCCAGUUUCACCGGAUUCCCAGGCCAGUGCGAGAUCCGGUACUAUGUCAAGGUUACCAUUCAGAGACCGGGUAUUUUCAAGGAGAACUGGAGGAUGGCGACCGGCUUGAAAUUCCUUCCCAUUGAGCCUCCAAGGCCGCCCAAGACGAACCACGAAGCCUAUGCCAGACGACCCUUCACAUUCCGUCCACGAAGCCCAAUGACAAACGCGCCUUCAAAGAAACGGGCUUCUUUCUUCAGCGGGUGGAGCGGGAGUAGCAACGCAGGGUCAUCUUCAGCCCCAACAACGGCUGACGGGAAACUUACAACUGAGCCCGAAGUGCCUCCGUCGAUAGAGAUGUCCGCUCGACUUCCCCAUCCUGCCAUCAUCACUUGCAACCAACCGAUCCCACUCCGUCUCAUUGCAAAGAAGCUUGCGGGAUCAGACGCAGAGAUCUUCCUAACGGCCAUCCAGAUCGACCUGAUUGGCCAGACGGAUGUCAGAUGUCACGAUCUGAUCAACACAGAGACCAGUCGCUGGGUGAUUGUAUCACGACAGGGACUCAGCAUUCCCGUCUCGAGACUCGGAGACGCUGUGGGGACAGAAGUGGUCCUGCCAAACGACAUCUGGUGCAACCAACCCUUACCAAACACCAUCAUGCCGAGCUUUGUCACAUGUAACCUCAGCCGUGAAUACCAACUCGAAGUCAAACUCGGUCUCUCCUGGGGCAAACCCCUCGCCUCUGGCUCCCACGCCCACGCCAGCACCUCCCUCUUCGGCCGCAACAAGCACGAAGGCGCCGACCUCGCCCAGGAAAUCCACCUCCCGCUGCACUUCUCUUCCGUAGAAGUCUACUCCGGCAUCGCCCCGCCCGCCGCCCUCAUCGAAGCCAUGAAGCAAGGCAAGAACAAGCGUCCUCAAUCCCGGCGUCCACCAUCGCAACCAGCGCGUCCCACCACCUCCUCCUCCGCCGAAGCCGGUCCUUCAACAGCGCCACAGCAACAGCCGCCAGCCCUACCCCCACGAACUAACACCGCCCAACCACCACCCGCCUUUUCAGGAGUGGCAGCUGGAGUGGUACCGCCGCCAGCAGACCCCUUGUACCCGCCGCAACUGGCGCCAGGACAGGAAGAGCCGCCGUAUGACGACGCGCCGCCGAGCUACGACGAGGCGAUGGCGGAGAUGAUGAGUGGGCCGGUGAUUCCGGAUGGAGUGCCCAGGCCGGCGUAUAGCGGGGUGACGAAUGAGAAUGAGCCGAGUACGCUGCCUGCUGUUGGGAAUGAGAAGAGUUAGUUGGGGUGUUGGUCGUGAUCGUUGGGGUUGAUCGGCUGUGAUGUUACUGGAAGGGAGGAGAGAUAGGGGAGAAGAAAGGGGGGAUGGAAGCUACAGGAUGGAGGGGAGAGAAGUCGAAGGGAAGGGAAAGAGGAGGGUGAAGGACGGAGGUUUUUUUGACUUUAUGAUAUCCAACUUUGUGUUAAUAUGGUUUUAGAGUGGUGGAUCCAAGCAGGUCGAAG